AUGCAUCGAUGGGUUUAUUUACAACUGAUUGGUCAAUCAAUGCCUAUAUACGAUAUUGUUCAGAAAAAUAUCGAAUUAAGAAGACAGAAUCCAAAAUAUCAAACACUGGUGAACGAACAUGGUACAUCAGUACAAGGACUAAUUAAUGAAUUAGAAUAUGGAGAAGAAAUGACUAUUGAAGAUCCAAAUUCAUUUCCAGACAGUUAUGCAUUCAUUUUAGACGAAGAAAGAACACAGCUAAACACUGAAUGGAGAAACAUUCAUAGAAAUGACUACUGCAAUCAAUAUUCAUCGAUGUACUUAUUAACCAAAUGGACGCAACAGUUACAUUGUCCUAAGAAUGAAUAA
Molecule: messenger RNA, 348 nt
Organism: Rotaria socialis
Lineage: Eukaryota; Metazoa; Rotifera; Eurotatoria; Philodinida; Philodinidae
Source: the annotation of a GenBank genome assembly